AGUCGUCCUGCUGCCGCUUCGCUUGGCUCACGUGGACGGCAACAAACAACAACAACAACAACAAAGACGAACGUUCCACCUCCCUUCUUUUCUUUUUCGGGGUGACGAGCGCACAGGGGAGAUAUGAAGCUGUCGAGGUUCCGCACGGUACCGUUUUGGAUCCUCUGCGCUUUGGCCGGCGGGGCGCGGUGCUCGCAGGACGAGACGCGUCUGGUGAAGAAUCUGUUCGACGGCUACAACAAGGUGGUGCGGCCGGUCAACCACUUCAGCGAGGCGGUGGUGGUCACCGUGGGACUGCAGCUCAUCCAGCUCAUCAGCGUGGAUGAAGUCAACCAGAUUGUGACCAGCAACGUUCGUCUCAGACAACAAUGGACGGACGUGAACCUGAAAUGGAACCCUGACGAGUACGGCGGCAUUAGGAAGAUCAGAAUUCCUUCCACGGACAUUUGGAAGCCCGACUUUGUGCUUUACAAUAACGCCGACGGCGAUUUCGCCAUCAUCCACGAAACCAAAGUGCUGCUGGAGUACACGGGCCUGAUCACGUGGAACCCGCCCGCCAUCUUCAAGAGCUACUGCGAGAUCAUCGUCCUGCAUUUCCCCUUCGACCUCCAGAACUGCAGCAUGAAGCUCGGAACGUGGACGUACGACGGCCUGCUGGUGGUCAUCAACCCCGACAGCGACCGUCCUGACCUCAGCAACUUCAUGGAGUCCGGCGAGUGGGUUCUGAAGGACUACCGCAGCUGGAAGCAUUGGGUCUACUACACGUGCUGCCCCGACACGCCCUACCUGGACAUCACGUACCACUUCCUCAUGCUGCGCCUGCCGCUGUACUUCAUCGUUAACGUCAUCAUCCCCUGCAUGCUCUUCUCCUUCCUCACCGGUCUCGUCUUUUACCUGCCCACGGACUCCGGCGAGAAGAUGACGCUGUCCAUCUCGGUCCUGCUGUCGCUGACCGUCUUCCUGCUGGUCAUCGUGGAGCUCAUCCCGUCCACGUCCAGCGCCGUGCCGCUCAUCGGGAAGUACAUGCUGUUCACCAUGGUCUUCGUCAUCGCCUCCAUCAUCAUCACCGUCAUCGUCAUCAACACGCACCACCGCUCGCCCAGCACGCACACCAUGCCCGCCUGGAUACGCAAGGUAUUCAUCGAAAAAAUCCCCAACAUGAUGUUUUUCUCCACCAUGAAGCGACCCAGCCAGGAGAUCCGCCAGAAGAGAUUGUUCCCCACCGACAUGGACAUCUCCGACAUCUCAGGUAACGCCACGCCCGCCAGCGUCCCCUACCAGUCGCCCAUCAUCAAGAACCCGGACGUCCGCAGCGCCAUCGAAGGCGUCAGGUACAUCGCCGAGACAAUGAAGUCGGACGAGGAGGCCAACAAUGCGGCCGAGGAGUGGAAGUUUGUGGCAAUGGUUCUGGACCACAUCCUGCUGUGCGUCUUCAUGGCCGUGUGCAUCGUCGGCACGCUGGCCGUGUUCGCCGGCCGCCUCAUCGAGCUCAACACGCUGUGAGGGGGCGCUCGGAGGCGUGGUUGACGGGCACCUUCGUCAUCUUCCUCCCGCCAACGCCGACGUUUGGAGUCGAACUUGACGUUUUUCUUCACGUGCUGAAUUUGUCUCCACUGUUUGGGAUGAAUUCUUUCCAAGCGCAUCAAAAGCGGGAAACUCGCGCUUUCAUUCGAAGGAUAGCAAACGCGGUUGUCGGCCACAAAACGCAAUCGGAGGACUUUUCUUUGCUUUGUGGAGAAGCAAAACUGACGGAGAUUUUCCAUUGGGAACUUUUGAUAUGCAAAUUAGCCCCUUGAACAAAAAAAAAAAAAAAAAAACCCGAAAACUUUUGACGCCAAGUAAUUAAGUAUUGAACACAUUGUAAAUCACCGCAGCUUAAAAAGUAAAGCUGCACUUAAAUAUAGGAGAACAAAUGAUUUGAUUCAAAAGUAUUGAACGUCAACCCGAAAUAAAAUUGCACCCAAGUAAAAAGUAUUCGGAAUCAUAACCCAAAGUGUUGAUUUGUUGUUUAUGUUGUUGAUUUCCGGGGGGGG
Messenger RNA from Syngnathoides biaculeatus (alligator pipefish), 2033 nucleotides. RefSeq names its product acetylcholine receptor subunit alpha-like. Gene Ontology annotation, cellular component: synapse; neuron projection; postsynaptic membrane. The record is from RefSeq and is a predicted model, not a curated record. The coding region runs from base 124 to 1503 and encodes 459 amino acids. Gene Ontology annotation, biological process: monoatomic ion transmembrane transport; regulation of membrane potential; signal transduction. NCBI's taxonomy places the organism in Eukaryota, Metazoa, Chordata, Actinopteri, Syngnathiformes, Syngnathidae. Gene Ontology annotation, molecular function: transmembrane signaling receptor activity; acetylcholine-gated monoatomic cation-selective channel activity. The transcript is spliced from 10 exons.